AUGUCGCUAAAUAUCACACAAUAUAAUUAUAAUACACAACCACCACCCAACAAUCAAACAAAUAGCAAUAAAUUAUCAUCUAAUUAUUGUAACGCACAUUGCAAUUCACCACAUAAUUCCUUUACAUAUGACAAUGGUAAUAAUUCGUCUUUGAACUAUAAUAGAAAUCAAAAUGAUUCUUCUUUUGUAAAUCCGUUAUCUGGAUAUCCAAAUUUAACGAUAUAUCCCACACCAAAACCAUCAUCAAACAAUACUGUAUCAAAUGCUACUUCAUCAAGUUCCAGUGUAAUGAAUACUGCCACAUUAGAUCAAAAUGUUUGUAACCACAAUUAUAAUUACAACCCUAAUCAGAUGUCUACAGGCAGUUAUCACCCACAUGCAGAAACAGCUCAAAAAAAAAGUGGACUGCCGGCUGAUUACAGUGAUAAGGUAAUAAUUAUUUAUUUUAUUUAAAUUAUUUUUCAAUUUUUACUAAAAGUAAUUUAUAAAAACAAAUUUAACACAUGUCAGGUAUAAAUCUGUUUUUUUAUUUAUCUUAUAUAUUAAGAAUGUAAAUCAAUUUUGCAGAAGCACGAAAUUGUUUUACAAAUGGGGAUCACCUGAUGCUGAUAGAAAAUGCUUGUUUAAGUGGUUAUUAGAACAAAAUAUAUAAAACAUAAUUCACAAUGUAUUCAAAAUUAAUUCUCCGAACAUAAAGCUAAACAAAUAAGUAAAUAUAUUUUAUCCAAAUUCAAAAAAAUUUUAAAAAAAAACUAAUGGAGGGUGGUGGUGGUAGCCCUCCACAAUUCUUACCCAUGGAGGGCCAGGGCUAUAUAAAUCGGCAGUUAAUUUGUCAUGGUAAGGUCGUGUGAGAACUGCUAACUCUCUAGAUUGAAAAAAAUUCAUAGUGAACACAAGUCAUUAUUAUGAGUAAACAUUUUUUUUAUUAUACUUUUUGUAUGGUAUAAGUUUUUAGUAACUUGAAAUAAUAAAGAAAUAAAUAUCAAAUAUACUAGUAACAAAUAAAUAUAUUGAUUGAAAAAAUAAUGAUGGGGAUGUUAAAAAUGUUGCGUUACUUUAAUAAAUACUAAUGUUACUCCAUUUUAAAUUAGUUUAGCAAUUCCGGUCAGGAGUAUUUAAUUGUGUGCUAUUUGAAUUGUCAGUUUUACAUUAUAAUAUGAUACAUAUCAAAAUAAAACCAUCUGUCGGAGAUAUAAACAAAUAUUUAAUAAGUAUAAUUCACAGAUUAAUAAAUUGUGUAUGUAUUUUCUCUUCCCAUUUUACUGUAUAGAAUAAGUGUUUAGGCGUAGCUGUCAUUAUUCUUUAUCUAAAAGAUUAUAAAUUAUUCAUUAAAAAACAUAAAUAGAUUAUCUGAGAAAGUAUUGUUCACUCUUCUUGACGUAUUAAUGACAUAACAUCUGUAAACACGUUUGUGAAUGCUCACUACUAUCUUUGAAGUUAGAAUUACAAGUACUGUGACCUACCUGUUUGGUAUUUUUUAACAAAUUAAGGAUAUUAUUUGUUAUUGGGUGAAGCCAACUAACCUAGACUAUCAGUAGUAUGAUGAGUAUUGCCUAAAUUUCAUAUUUUAUUAUUUAUAACCUACCAAAAAGUUAUAUUACAUUGUUACAUUUUAUAAUAAAGUUGUAACUAAAUUUUGAUUACAACAGUAAAAAAGCUGUCCUAAGAUAAUGGGAAUGGGUGCAGCCACUGCUCUGGGUAAUUCAAUGUAUUAAUACCUGUAAGCAAUAAUAAAUCAUUGCUAACGAAAAAAUGAUACUGAACAGAAUUCAGUUGAUAGUAAUGUACAUAUGUCAUUAUGGUAAAAUAAUUAAAUAAACAUUAUAAAAUAAUUAUUAUAUUUUCUUUAAUAAUAUUUGGUUAAAGUAACGAUUUUCCUGUUUUUCCUAUCUUUUUUCUGAUUCUUCCAUGUUUUUUCCCAGUUUUUUUUAUAUUUAAUGAGAAAACUCCUGAGAAAAUUGAAAAAUGAUAUCCUUAAAGUACCUUCUCUGUCAGAUUUUCUUUGAGAAAAGGUGAUACACUUAAAAAUAGGAGCAAGAUUUCUGGUAGAAAAGAUGUCCACAGAAAAAAAAAAAACAUCUUUGUAAAACUAUAAGCUUCUUCACUCCACUCAGAAUCUAAUACAAGUUAAUGCAAAUUGUAUUGCUCGUACACAUACUAAUAAUCAGGGGUGGUAAUGACUCAGAACCACGGUCUAUGAAGUUAAUACCAGACUCUUCUCAGCCUACAUAAUAUUGCUUAUUGAGGUAGAAAUAGUUCAAAUUUUAUUCACUGAUGCUACUGAUUAUGUUUAUUUGAGUUUAGUCAAAUUAUUAAAAGCUCUAUUGCGUUUUUAUUAUUUUUGUAUUAUGGUAAUUUAUUAUUUAUGGUAUUAAAAUUUUAUUAUUAAGUUAUUAUUAUCUUAAAUAAGUAUAUACUGCAGUAGACCAUCACAGUUGUGAGUAAAAUUUGAACUAUAAUUAUCUUUUAGUAAGGGUAUAACUAGGGACUAUUCAUCAAACCAUAUCUUCUAAGAUCGUGCACAGGACAUUAUGAACUGUGAACAAAUAGAUUUCUUGUGAUGAUCAGAACAUAAAAAAAAAAAAAAAAAAAAAAAAUGCUGCUUGUUUCUCGUCAAUUUUCUGAUAACAACAAUGCGGCUUUUAAUAUUUAUGAAACUUAUCAUCUUGAUAUUUAUAGGUUUCGCCAGGUUUGCCCGAUGGACAAAUACAAAACACGCCAAAUCAAGCUAAUUCUGGUAAAUACUAAAUAUCAUAGCCCUUCAUUUUAUAAUUAUUUAUGAUUUUUCUUUUUACAUGAUAUUUAUUUGAACAAAAUUAUUUUACCUUAAUUUUAGUCACGGUGUAUGCUCAAAAAUGA
Molecule: messenger RNA, 2859 nt
Organism: Cinara cedri
Lineage: Eukaryota; Metazoa; Arthropoda; Insecta; Hemiptera; Aphididae
Source: the annotation of a GenBank genome assembly